AUGUCUCUUCUGGGGAAUCCCCCGUUCCCAGCCGCGACUCUCCCGCUGAUUUGGGAAUCGCUUGGAUUUUUUACUGAUUUAUCAAAACAUUUUGUUACGUCUGAUCAUGAAUCUUCAGCAGUGGAUGACCAUGUGUCAGAAAACAAGAUGGUUGCUAUAGAUCAACUUGUUACACUCAGACUGACAUCACUGGGGUUCUUUGUACAUAUGGGAUUGCAUGUAUGUAGAACUGAGACAGUGGAGGAAACAAACAAAGUACAGAAGAUGUAUGAAAAGUAUCACAAUAUACCAGUCUCCUCAUCACCAUCUGGUCAGUUACAACUUAGUUACAUUGAUGAUAAUGAUGAUAACACCAAUUGUAAUCCUGCCAUCCAUCCUUUGAGAGAACAGAAUGAAAACAACCAUAAUAGGAAUAAAAGUUUUGAGGUUGUGUCAACCAUCGAAACAGGUGACUAUGCUCCAGACUCACAGACCGAAGAGGCUAUGCUUCAAUGGGCGCUGGCACUGAGUACACAAAAUAACACUGGAGAAGAUGAAGAGAUCAGCUUAGCACUUGAAACAAAUGCAAAGGAAACCCAAACACGGCAGAAAGAACCCAUGAGGAGACCGAAAAACGGUAAAACCCUAAAUGAUGUGGCUGCUACAACAGUUGAUGAUUGCCCAGAUUCCAUUCCGCAGGAAAGAUGCAAAACACCUGUUAACACACUCACAGAAACACAGUCACUAAAGACUCAGAGAUCAUCAAGAUAUAGAACUCCUAGUGGUAAAUAUGUAAGAAGGGAGAUGAAAGAAAAUCCAACCCUCAGAAGUAGUAAGAAAAGAAAAGGUACACCAGAUGGGGGAAAUGGAAAAAAGAAAUCCAGAAUUAAGUUGAAUGUAAGCCAAGAGGAUGAAGAUGAAGAAUUGAAAAAAGUACUUCAGUUAAGUUUAAAGGAAUGUCAGCAUGAAGCUAAAGUAGAGGAUGAUUUAGAGAAAGCACUAGCAUUGAGUUUACAAGAGACAACGAUUGAUGGAACACUGAAUGAUGCAAGUAAGAUGAGUAAUGAUCAUAAACUAGAUUGUGAUGUUCCACAUCUGCCAUGUGCUGGUGUUGCAGCUAGUCAGGUGUAUGUUAAUCAUCAAAAGCUUCGCCAUUUGAGUACUACCCAGUCUCCUAAACAUUCGGACCAGAAGACUUCAACUGACCAAAAUACUGCCAACUCAUCUGGACAUACUGACAACAACACUGCCAACUUGUCUGGACAUUCUGACCACAACACUGCCAACUCAUCUAGACAUUCUGACCAAAGCACUGCCAACUUGUCUGGACAUUCUGACCACAACACUGCCAACUCAUCUAGACAUUCUGACCAAAGCACUGCCAACUCGUCUGGACAUUUUGGCCACAACACUGCCAACUUGUCUGGACAUUCUGACCAAAACACUGCCAACUCGUCUGGACAUUCUGACCACAACACUGCCAACUUGUCUGGACAUUCUGACCAAAGCACUGCCAACUCAUCUAGACAUUCUGACAACAACACUGCCAACUCAUCUAGGCAUUCUGACCACAACACUGCUAACUUGUCUGGACAUUCUGACCAAAGCACUGCCAACUUGUUUGGACAUUCUGACCAAAGCACUGCCAACUCAUCUAGACAUUUUGACAACAACCCUGCCAACUCAUCUAGACAUUCUGACCACAACACUGCUAACUCGUCUGGACAUUCUGACCAAAACGCUGCCAAACCAUUGCUUGAAAACACUGCUAAAGAGAUAGAUGAAGACAAUGCAGACACUCUCAUCUAUGAUGAUACCAUGCAAGAAGAUAUGAUGGAUGUCGACACACAAGAAGAGGAACCUGAAACUGAAUCAGGAAUACUCGCUGCAAAACUAUUGAUUGAAAAUGCUGUCAUAGCAACAGAUGAAGACACUCUUAUAUAUGAUGAUACCAUGCAAAAACAUGUGAUUGAUGUUGACACAAAUGAAGAGGAACCUGAAACAGAAUCAGGAACACUAGCUGCAAAACCAGUGAUUGAAAAUGCUGUCAUAGCAAUAGAUGAAAACUACAUUGCGAACACUCACAUCUAUGAUGAUACCAUGCAAGAAGAUAUGAUGGAUAUUGACACACAAGAAGAGGAACCUGAAACUGAAUUAGGAUCAUACACUGCCAAAGAAGAUAGCAUUACUGGCAAGGAAUGUAAGCACAAACAUGAUAUAAACAUGAAAACACUUACAGAUAAAGUAAAACUGGAAACUGCUUUUAUUGGAGAUGUUGAUCUAACCAGAGACUCUCAGAAUGAUUCUCAGGAACAAUCUGAUUCUCAAGAAUCCUUGUACAUACUGGAAGAUGAUCAACCAGUCAAAGUACAUUCUUCUAAAGCAGGACGUAAAGAAGAUGUAAAACUCAAUAAAUCCUUGAGUUAUUCCAUUGACUUAACAGAGUCUGAUGAACAUUUGAUCUGUCUUCCAAAAGUAAAUCUUAUCACAAAUGUCAAUGUAGUGAACCCUACAAGGAGACCUGCUAGAAAAUCUCCAAAGAAACGAAAACAUCCUAAUGGGAAUACACAAACUGUGGGUGAUGAUGGUGGUCCUGAAUUGGCUCUUGCUUUGAAACUGAGUAUGAAUGACUUGCAUAAACAGUCUGAUGAAGAAUAUGCCAGGAAGCUACAGAAACAGUUUGACAAUGAUGUCAAGGAGAGCAUGGGUACAAAUACAGUAGUCAAUGUUAUAGAGAAAUCAGACGCUAAUGUUCCGUGGCAAGAGUUGAUAGACGUUGCUGCGAGGGAUAAUGCAGUGAACGUUCCUAGAACACCAACUCAUUUCAAGUCAAAUGUAGAAUCUACAUGUACAUCAAAGGCGCAAGAAGACACAGACUUUGAGGUAGCUGUGAAAUACCAUUGUGAUAUCAAUGGUAGAGACAGUUAUAGCAUCACUCCUAUGUCUUCAAAUGCCUUGACUGGAAAACCACCAAGUAAAUCUAAGGUAGCAUCUAUGAGAAUUCAAAACCAGAUUGAGGAGUAUAGAAGGCUUCAACGUGAAAAGAACAGUAUGACACCAAUAGGAAAGAAUUCCCAAACACACUCUGCUCCAUCUCACAGUGCAGGAAGUUCUUAUUCGUCUAGAAUUCCAUCAUCAACACCUAGUCGACCAUCAGCCUUUGUAACACCCACUGCAAACAUAACACCAUUGUCAUCAUUAAAACCUUCAGCAAAUGCUAGGAGUAUUUCCAGUGAUGAUGACGACGAUGAUUACCUGCCAGACGUUGGCCAUCUUCUUAGUCCAACAGCAUCUACACCAAAGUUAUCUACUUCACAUUUAACACCAAACAAGUCCCCAGCUACUGUCAAUCAUAGCCAGACAUCAUCUGUAUACAGUAGUGGUAUUGCACAGUCUCCUAGUGCUAUUACUGGUUCUCAAGACAGACUUUCAAAUACAACAUGUGGUAACUGUAAGGGUAAAGGUCAUACUAGAGUCAGUAAACAUUGUCCUGCAUACUUUUCUGAAUCAGAAGUCACCAGAAGACAGGAACGUGCUGAUAAACUUAGACAGACUAAAGAGGAAAAGGAGAGAAAGCUGGAACAACUACACACACAAUUGACUGAAAAUGCAGAGCAGUAUGAGCAAGCGCAGAGAACUAUGAUCAGACACUUUGGCAAUACAAGACAAAUCAUAGAGCAACUGAGUAAAUUGAAGAAGAGAAGAAGAAAAAAGUAA
Molecule: messenger RNA, 3696 nt
Organism: Saccoglossus kowalevskii
Lineage: Eukaryota; Metazoa; Hemichordata; Enteropneusta; Harrimaniidae
Source: RefSeq, a predicted model, not a curated record